AUGACCCGUAUGGGACUGGAUGAAUUAGCCCCAGAGCUGAUCGAGCUCAUCGUGGAAAACGCCUUCGAAGUUAACAAAAAGAAUGUGGAAAGGGGCUACGACUUCCCCGCGAUCAUCGAGUUUCAUUUUUUAUCCAACAGAAACGACCUACUCGAACGCUUUCAGGUCUGGCGGGACCUUCUCAGCCUGGCCGCCACCUGCAAAUACCUGCGUCGCGUCGUCACCCCCCUGGUUUACUACCGCGACAUUCAAGACAACUACACCUCUUCAUUGCUCAUCUCAGCUAAGAGGAACAAUAUCGCUGGUAUUUCCAUGGCUUUAAGCCAUGGUGCGGACCCUCAUAUCGGAGAUCGAACAACCGCCGUCUCGUGGACUUUUAAACAUCUCGGCUGGAAGCACUGGUACGUCCUCAAUCUCGAGGAACAAGCCACACCCCUUCACUGGGCAGCUCUAAACGGCCAUAUUGAGGCGAUGAAGUUGCUUCUUGAGCAUAAAGACGCCGAUAUCAAUCACCGCGUGAGAAUUGACACAAGCGUUGCGAGAUAUAGGAGCAUUGGUUGCAGAGGACGCGCAGACAAGUUUUUGGAGGUUUUCCCCUUCCCAGACAAGCCUGUCCAAGAGGUCACGGCUUACAUACGCCAUGGCCUAUGGGGAGUGGAUGACUCCAUCUGUUACGAUACGAUUGAAAAGGGGGCAAAUCCUCUUUACUUCGCUCUCCUGGCCGGGAACGUCGAAAUGUCGGCGUUCCUUAUCAAAGCAGGUUCUUCCUUGCAGACCCAUCUGGGCACAGGCACCACUGCCUUGCACCAAGCUUGUCAGAGGGGAAGCAUCGAACUGGUGCGGCUUGUUCUUGACCACGUUAGCCCCAGCAUCGAGGACGCCAUGGGGAACACACCCGUUCACUACCUACCCGAUGAUGCGCCCGACAGAGACAUCAUCAUCGACUUUCUCUUGGCGAAAGGCGGAGAUGCAUUCGCAAUCGGGCUGAAACACAAGAAAGUGGAGCGUGUCCAAUUGCGUCACUUCUUUCAACGGAACCUACUGGGAGACGGUCUGGAGGCUGGAAAAUGGGAAUAUGACUGUGAAACCGCUAAUUCUAUGUGGUGGUCUCGUCCAAGAAGGACAGGAUGA
Molecule: messenger RNA, 1131 nt
Organism: Fusarium vanettenii 77-13-4
Lineage: Eukaryota; Fungi; Ascomycota; Sordariomycetes; Hypocreales; Nectriaceae
Exons: 2
Coding region: 1-1131 (376 amino acids)
Molecular function (GO): protein binding
Source: RefSeq, a predicted model, not a curated record